CCCCGACUUCCACCUCAUUCUAUCUCUGUGUGUGCGUACUAUACGUGCGAUAUAUACGUUUCGGACUGUGUGACGUUAUGUGUUUCAUCGUGUGAUGUGACUGCGAAUCCAGAGAUCAUGGACGAAGUCAUUUCAGGAGGGUGAGAUGGAUCGUUGUGGCGAGGUGGAGGAGCUGCAGGGGAAGGCGUUUCAUUAGACGAAUCGUGUCUUUUGGCGACGAGGAACAUGCGGGAAGACUUGCUGCUUCCGUUUCCGCUAGUCUUCUUUUCUUUCUUCCAUCUCGGACAAGCCAGUUUCACCCCAGGAUCCUGGCUGAAUCUGGGUAUGCAAGGCUACCAGGUAUUGGAGAAUGGAGUGGAGGUAAAGGCAAUCGGAAUGCAGCCUGUGUGCACAAGAAUUCCGGGACUGAGUCGGGGCCAGGCCCGUUUGUGUCAAUUAUAUCAAGACCACAUGAGUCACGUGGGACGUGGGGCCCGGACCGGCAUUUCUGAAUGUCAACAUCAAUUCCAAUACCGACGAUGGAAUUGCUCUACAGUCCACGACUCCUCCGUCUUCGGGCCGCUUCUACAGAUCGCGAGUCCCGAGGCGGCGUUCGCCCACGCGAUAGCGGCGUCGGGAGUGGUUCAUGCCGUGUCCCGAGCGUGUCGGGACGGGGAACUGAGCACGUGCACCUGCUCCAGGGCCAGGAGACCCAUGGAUCUCAACACGGACUGGAUCUGGGGUGGCUGUGGUGACAACAUCGAAUACGGAUACAAGUUCGCUCAAGAGUUCGUGGACGUGCGAGAGAAGGAGAAGAAGCAUGACAAAGGCUCCCAUGAACAAGGAAGGGUUCUCAUGAACCUUCAUAACAACGAGGCUGGCAGAAGGGCGGUAGUGAAGAAGACGAAAGUGACAUGUAAGUGCCACGGGGUCUCCGGUUCGUGCAGCCUCAUCACGUGCUGGCAACAGCUCGCAUCCUUCAGGGAAAUCGGAGAUUACCUGAAAGACAAGUACGACGGGGCGACGAAGGUGAAGGUGAAUCGGAGGGGAAAACUUCAAGUUGCAGACCCUACCUUUUCCAUUCCCACGGCCUACGAUCUCGUCUACAUGGACGAUCCCCCCGAUUACUGUCACAAGAAUGACACCAUAGGAGCCUUCGGUACGGAAGGGCGGGGAUGCAACCGAACCAGUCUGGGGACAGACGGAUGCGACAUCCUGUGCUGUGGACGAGGUUAUAAUACCCGACAGAUAUACUUGGAAGAACGCUGCAAGUGUAAGUUCCACUGGUGCUGCUACGUGGAGUGCAAAACGUGUCGGCGCCAGGUCAGCAUCCACACGUGCAAGUGAACGGAACAGACGGGUGUUGAAACACCUCAGAGGUGCGCUUUGAGAAAAGCUACGAUGGUUCCACUGGUGCUACGGAUGAGCAUCCACACAUGCCAGUGAAUUCCUGAUCGUUUUUGUUCGGCCAUCUCACAGUAUGUGCAGCCCCAUCGUUGUUGUUGUUGCUGUGUAUCUGUGUAUGCGUUUAUGUGUCAAUGUUACAUGCCAGUACAAAUCCCCGGUAUCGUGUAACUCCUUUGAAGGUAUGAAGGAUGUGCAUUUCAUGAAACAAAAUACUGUACGGUACUGUAUGUUGAUAUACAGGAAAGUAAUGCAGAAAUUUAAA
This is a messenger RNA of Darwinula stevensoni, 1648 nucleotides long. NCBI's taxonomy places the organism in Eukaryota, Metazoa, Arthropoda, Ostracoda, Podocopida, Darwinulidae. The record is from the annotation of a GenBank genome assembly.